AUGUCUGGAGAUGAAAUAGAAGUCCAGUCUAACCAUAGCGAAGUUAUUCCAUUAGAAUGUAUAAGGAUUUGUGAUGUUACAACCCCUCGUGAUGGUCAUGCAAGCAGUGGCACUGAAGAACUUGUGAUUAAUACGGAGCUUGUUAUAGACAUUCAUUUGCGAUCAUUAAUUACAGAGAUUAAGAACGAACUUAAUCGAGGCAUGAUGACAAAUUUAGAUUUAAAAAACCAUAUCCAAAAGUACUUAGAGAGCAAACAACAAUCUUUAGAAAGAGUAUUUAUUUAUUUGAGUGAACGUGCCCAUCAAGAACCUAGUUUUAGCGCAUCCAACCAAGGAAAUAAGGAUGCAUCUACGAGGUUGAAUGCCCUUCAGAGGAGAUCAAAGUUACAUACACUUAUUAGUAAAUUAAUCAAGACACAGAAAUCAAAUCACGAAUGCAUUAACGUUUCAUAG
Acaulospora morrowiae is the source of this 453-nucleotide messenger RNA. The record is from the annotation of a GenBank genome assembly. NCBI's taxonomy places the organism in Eukaryota, Fungi, Glomeromycota, Glomeromycetes, Diversisporales, Acaulosporaceae.